This is a messenger RNA of Sphaerodactylus townsendi, 3006 nucleotides long. RefSeq names its product adhesion G protein-coupled receptor A3 (gene ADGRA3). Gene Ontology annotation, cellular component: plasma membrane; external side of plasma membrane. NCBI's taxonomy places the organism in Eukaryota, Metazoa, Chordata, Lepidosauria, Squamata, Sphaerodactylidae. The record is from RefSeq and is a predicted model, not a curated record. Gene Ontology annotation, molecular function: protein binding; G protein-coupled receptor activity. Gene Ontology annotation, biological process: cell surface receptor signaling pathway. The transcript has 17 exons.
CGAUUCCGAUCGGCGCCUCCGAGGAGCUCCUCUCGCUUCUCUUCAUGGCGGCCUCCCUCCCCUCGCCGACCUGCCGCCCGGUGGCCGCGCGCGGCGCCCCCUCAGCCGCCUCGGGCCCCCCUCACUGAGGGCCGGGAAGAGGCCGGAGAAGGCGCCAUGGCGGCCCCUCCGCCCGGGCUGCUGCUGCUGCUGCUGCUGCUGGGGGCGCUGCUGGGCGGAGGGGGCUCCUCGCGGCUGCCCUCGGGCUGCAAGCAGGACGGCGGGGGCCGGCCCAGGAGCGGCAAGGAUGGAGGAGGAGGAGGAGGGGGGAGCGCCAAAGUGGUCUGCAGCAGCCUCGACCUCGGCCGCGUCCUCCUGCCCGACGCCCUCCCCGCCGGCACCGCCACCCUGAUUCUGAGCAACAAUAGGAUAUCGGAAUUGAAGAAUGGCUCCUUUGCUGGAUUAAGCCUCCUUGAACGACUGGACCUCAAGAACAAUCUCAUUAGUUCUAUAGAUCCAGGAGCUUUCAUAGGACUUCCAUCGUUAAAAAGAUUAGACUUGACGAACAAUCGAAUAGGAUGCCUGAACACUGAUAUAUUUAAAGGACUGACAAAUCUCAUUAGAUUAAAUCUUUCAGGAAACUUGUUUUCAUCACUCGCUCAAGGAACGUUUGAUUAUCUUACUUCGCUAAAGUCUUUAGAAUUUCAGACUGAUUAUCUUCUGUGUGAUUGUAAUAUGUUGUGGAUGCAGCAGUGGUUACAGGACAGAAACAUAACGGUACGCGAGACCCGAUGUGCUUUUCCCAAGUCGCUGCAGACUCAACUGGUUACGAGUGUUAAGCAAGAGCUUCUGACAUGUGAGCCGCCUCUGGAGUUGCCAUCUUUCUACAUGACCCCCUCUCAUCAUCAGGUUGUGUUUGAAGGAGACAGUCUGCCUUUCCAGUGCAUGGCUUCGUAUAUUGAUCAGGACAUGCAGAUACUGUGGUUUCAGGAUGGAAAAAUAGUAGAAACUGAUGAGUCCCAGGGGAUUUUUGUGGCAAAGAAUAUGAUUCAUAACUGCUCACUCAUCGCAAGUGCUCUGACCAUUUCAAAUAUUCAGCCUGGAUCUACAGGCAACUGGGGUUGCCACGUGAAGCAUCUCAAACCGGAAUAACAAUCUGCCAAGGACCUGGCCGAUACAUUAUCGUGAAGUACUGGACAGGUAGCCUGCACACAGUAUUGCCCGCCGGAAAGAGUUGUCAACAAUAAAGGUGACUUCAGGUGGCCUCGAACGUUGGCGGGCAUUACCGCAUACCUGCUCUGCACUCGUUACUCAGCUGGCAGCGGGAUCUACACUGGCAACUCUCAAGAUGAGAAGAGGGCUUGGCGCAGAUGCAGCCGGGAAGGAUUCUGGGCUGAGGAGGAUUACUCUCGGUGCCAGUACGCUAAUGAUGCCACUAGGGUCUUGUACAUGUUCAAUCAGAUGCCCCUCAACCUUACCAAUGCUGUGGCAACAGCACGGCAGCUGUUAGCUUAUACCGUGGAAGCAGCAAACUUUUCCGACAAGAUGGAUAUUAUUUUUGUGGCUGAAAUGAUAGAAAAAUUUGGGAGAUUUGCUGAGAAGUACAAAGAGCUUGGAGAUGUGAUGGUGGACAUUGCGAGUAACAUCAUGCUGGCUGAUGAGCGCAUCUUGUGGAUGGCGCAGAGAGAAGCCAAAGCAUGCACUCGAAUCGUGCAGAGCUUGCAGAGGAUUGCGACUUACCGGCUGGCAAAUGGCGCUCAGGUUUACUCAACGUAUUCUCCAAACAUUGCAGUGGAAGCCUACGUCAUCAAGAGCUCCAGCUUCACCGGGAUGACCUGCACCGUCUUCCAGAAGGUGGCGACGACAGACCGCACUGGGCUGCCCGACUACGGGCGAAGAGAUGUGGAUGGGAAUCUGGAUAAGCAGCUGGGCUUUAAGUGCAAUGUCUCUAAUACGUUGUCAAGUCUAGCACUUAAGAACACCGUCAUGGAGGCUUCUAUCCAGCUGCCGCCUGCCCUUUUCUCACAAAAGCGCAGAAGAGAAAUCAGGCCGGCAGACGACACCAUCUAUAAGCUUCAGCUUAUGGCAUUCCGCAAUGGGAAACUCUUCCCGGCCACGGGGAAUUCAACAACAUUAACUAACGACAGAAAGCGGCGCACCGUGGUCACACCUGUUAUCCUCACCAAAAUAGAUGGUUUAAGCCCGCCCCACCAACACAUUCCUAUUAACGUGACGUUGCGACGGAUUGCACACGGCGCAGACGCCGUUGCAGCGCAGUGGGACUUUGAUUUGCUGAAUGGACAAGGAGGGUGGAAAUCGGACGGAUGCCACAUUCUUUCUUCAGAUGAAAACGUCACUACCGUACAGUGCACCUCGCUCAGUAACUAUGCUGUCUUGAUGGAUUUGACAAGGAUAGACUUCUACGCCCAGUCAGCUGGCCUUCUGCAUCCGGUGACCUAUGUCUCCGGCGUGAUUCUUCUGAUGUGCCUCUUGAUGAUCAAAGUUAGCUACGUAUACCAUCACAGCAUCAUCAGAAUCAGCCUGAAAAGUUGGCACAUGCUAGUGAACCUCUGCUUUCAUAUUUUCCUGACCUGUGUGAUGUAUGUCGGAGGCAUAACCCAGAAUAAGAAUGCCACUGUCUGCCAAGCAGUUGGAAUAAUUCUGCACUACUCCACCCUGGCCACAUUGUUGUGGAUAGGAGUCACUUCCAGGAACAUUUAUAAACAAGUUACAAGAAAGGUAAAAAGAUGUCAAGAUCCAGAUGAACCACCACCCCCUCCUCGACCAAUGCUCAGGUGAGAUAUAUCUUUCUUCCCCUUCCCCUUUAUUUGCUGUGUGUCUGUACCAGGCUGUAUGUGAAACUGGGUAGUCUAUAAGCACAGCACAGAAUUGAUAGAGAAAUGCUUAAAGCCCAGGAUAUCGAACUCAGGUCCUCCAGAUGUUUGUGGAUUACGAUUCUCAUCAGGCCCUGCCAGUUGAGACAUUUUGAACCUGUAGCCUAAAAUAUUUGCAUAGAAGCUUAGUUGU